AUGGAGUUUGAGAGAAAUUGGGGGAGACAGACAUUGUUGUUAAUGGCGGAUUUUCGGGUUUUGGGGGAAAUGAGGACGGGAUUUAGGAGAGAGAAAAAGAUUGCAUUGAUGGAAAAUAACCAAUACAAUGGCAAUAGCAGCAACAUAAGCAGUAACAACAUCAACAACAAUGGCACAAAGCUUCAUGUCUCGAACGUCGAUGUGUUUUCGAGUAUAAACGUGGGCGAGGCUGCUAAUAGUGGACGAUCCAUGGAAAACAUAUUAGCAGAGUUACUUCAAGACACUCAAGCUUGUCCCGAAACCAAUACUUGUAGCUUGAGCGAAGAUUGUAGUCAUACACACGACUUCUUUCAUAAGCAAAGUGAUGAAAUGUUUCCUUCUAACGAAGAGAAAAGUAGUUACGACGAUUCUCUUCAAAUUGAGGAGCAACAAAGUAAGAAGAGAGGAAGGAGACAACGAGCGGAUAACAAAGAAGCUGUACGCAAGUACCGCGAAAAGUUAAGGAUAAGAGAAGCCUCACUCGAAGAAGAAAUCAAGAUGUUAAAGGAGUCGAAUCAACAAUUGUUAAAGAAGCUUGAAGGUGAGGCAGCAUUGCAAGAAGAGAUUUUGUGGCUUAAGUGUUUGCUUGUUGAUAUACGAGGGAGAAUUGAAGGGGAAACUAAUUCGAUUCGAUUUCGUAGACAACCCAAUGCGAGUUUGAUUGGUAAUGAUCGUAUGGUUCAUUGCAAUGGGAAUUGUGGAAAGGGAGGUAAAACUAAAAUGUCAAAUUCAAUGUUAUAUGGUGAAGGUACUAGUGGUGGUGUUUCUAUAAACUUUAACUAUACUGCGAGUAUUGGAUCUAAACCAAAAGAUACUCUCAACUUUGAACAUCGAAGUUGA
Molecule: messenger RNA, 879 nt
Organism: Chenopodium quinoa (quinoa)
Lineage: Eukaryota; Viridiplantae; Streptophyta; Magnoliopsida; Caryophyllales; Amaranthaceae
Product: basic leucine zipper 19-like
Exons: 2
Coding region: 1-879 (292 amino acids)
Biological process (GO): regulation of transcription by RNA polymerase II; DNA-templated transcription
Molecular function (GO): RNA polymerase II cis-regulatory region sequence-specific DNA binding; DNA-binding transcription factor activity, RNA polymerase II-specific
Source: RefSeq, a predicted model, not a curated record